Protopolystoma xenopodis is the source of this 228-nucleotide messenger RNA. The record is from the annotation of a GenBank genome assembly. Lineage: Eukaryota; Metazoa; Platyhelminthes; Monogenea; Polystomatidea; Polystomatidae.
AUGGUUUCUGGCUCUGACGAUAACCGUGACAUGACGCGCGAAAGCUCAGCACAGAGUCAUCGGGCUGGUAGGACGAUGAGCCGAGGUCUUAUUCGCUCAGUUCAACCGACAAAAGUUCAAGGCAAACCUGCGAUAUCCGUUGAGGCCAAUCUACGAAUCCCCUCGACCCGCCUUCUCAAACGAAAUGAAAGGUACGCCAGUAACCAGCAUGUUUUGCUAUUGCAAUAG